AUGGCUGAUAAGACAGGGGCAGAGAGGGCCAUCAAGGAGCCCAAUCCAGUCAUCGACGGACGCAAAGCCAACGUCAACCUGGCUUACCUGGGAGCCAAGCCAAGAGGGCCAACGGCAGGUGAGGACGCUCUCUACGGUUCGUACCACCUUACACCCAGCACUACCAGUACACCCAGCACCAGUACACCCAGCAUUACCAGUACACCCAGCACCAGUACACCCAGCACUACCAGUAUACCCAGCACCAGUACACCCAGCACUACCAGUACACCCAGCACUACCAAUACACCCAGCACUACCAGUACGCCCAGCACUACCAGUACACCCAGCACUUCCAGUGCACCAAGCACUACCAGUACGCCCAGCACUACCAGUAUGCCCAGCACUACCAGUACACCCAACACUACCAGUACACCCAGCACUACCAGUACGCCCAGCACUACCAGUACACCCAGCACUACCAGUACACGCAGCACUACCAGUACACCCAGCACUACCAGUACACCCAGCACCAUACACCCAGCCUACCAGUACACCCAGUACCAUACACCCAGCACUACCAGUACACUCGCACUAUACCAUAACACCCAGCCUACCAGUACACCCAGCACUACCAGUACACCCAGCACCAGUACACCCAGCACCAGUACACCCAGCACUACCAGUACACCCAGCACUACCAGUACACCCAGCACCAGUACACCCAGCACUACCAGUACACCCAACACCAGUACACUCAGCACUACCAGUACACCCAGCACUACC
Cherax quadricarinatus is the source of this 765-nucleotide messenger RNA. The record is from RefSeq and is a predicted model, not a curated record. Lineage: Eukaryota; Metazoa; Arthropoda; Malacostraca; Decapoda; Parastacidae.